This is a messenger RNA of Periconia digitata, 1306 nucleotides long. NCBI's taxonomy places the organism in Eukaryota, Fungi, Ascomycota, Dothideomycetes, Pleosporales, Periconiaceae. The record is from the annotation of a GenBank genome assembly.
CAAUUUUUGUCGCGAGUCAAGAAUUUCUCACUCAGCCCCUGUGGACCCAAUGGAGGGGUCAGGUCUAUCCACACGUGGUGCUGCAAAUGUCAGCAUCAUCUGGCCCAAGAUCGCCAACGCGGUCGCAGAGCGGGAAGAGAAGGGAAGAUCGAAGGAGAACACGGUCAUAGAUCUAUCUACUUCCGAGAACUGGUUAAUUCGCGAUGAGCUGAUCGAAUUUUACAAAACCGCUAUACAAAGCGAUCUCGCUGCUCGGCACUUUUCCUACCCCGAUGGAUUCAAUGGUGACCAAUGCCUCGUCAAUGCCUUGGCAGAAUUCUUCAAUGUCUACUUCAAGCCUCACAGUCCGGUUUUGGUGGACCACAUCUCGGUUGCUCCAGGGGCUGCAUCCGCUCUCGAUUCUCUUCUAUACAAUAUCUGCGAGGCCGGUGAUGGGCUCCUAGUACCCGCGCCCUUCUGGAAUGGUUUCGAUUGGCUAUUAAACGUGAAAGCUGGGGUUUUCCCCAUUGCAGUAAGCACGGAGACAUUUGACAAUGCUCUGACGAUGGAUCUACUACCGAUGAUGGAGGAAGCCUUCGCCAACUCGUCUCGCCCGAUCAAAGGCGUACUCUUCACAAAUCCACAUAAUCCUUUUGGUCGAUGCUAUCCAAGCGACGUCAUCGUGGAAGUGAUUAAAUUUUGCAACAAGAAGAAUAUUCACUUCAUCUCCGACGAGCUCUAUGCCGUAUCCCGAUUCGAAAGCCCCGAUGUAAUCAAUCCAGAACCUUUCGUAUCGGCAUUGGAGCUUGAUCUGGUGGGCGCUGGGUGCGAUCCAUCACGUGUGCACAUAAUAUGGAGUAUCAGCAAAGAUUUGGGGUCAAGUGGUUUACGAAUGGGCUGCUGUGUUACUCAAAAUAACAGGCCUCUCGCAACCGGCAUGUCGCUUACCUCUAGCACACAGCUGUCUUCGCUUACAGCUAUUGCGGCCUCGGCAUUGCUCACAUCACCGAAGCUUCCUCAGCUGAUCAAGUUGAACUCCCAAAGACUCUCAAUCGCAUAUUCCCGCCUGACAUCCUUCCUAAAGGAACACAACAUCGAGUACAUUCCGGCUACCAACGGCCCGUUUCUCUUUUGCAAGAUUGUUGCUGAUGCACGGACAUGGGAAGAUGAAGCAGAGUUCGUGUCAGGAUGCAAGAAAAAGGGUGUGUCAAUCUCGGCAGGUAAAAGUUAUCAUGUCAAUGUUAAAGGGUGGGCCAGAAUCAACUUUGCGAUAAUGCCAGAAGAGAUGAGCGACGCGCUGACGAGACUGUCUAAAGUGAUUUCCUGA